This is a messenger RNA of Trichomonas vaginalis G3, 735 nucleotides long. RefSeq names its product phosphoprotein phosphatase protein. Gene Ontology annotation, molecular function: phosphoprotein phosphatase activity. The record is from RefSeq and is a predicted model, not a curated record. The transcript has a single exon. NCBI's taxonomy places the organism in Eukaryota, Parabasalia, Trichomonadida, Trichomonadidae. The coding region runs from base 1 to 735 and encodes 244 amino acids.
AUGUUGAUUGACGCUACAGCACAGUUUGAACAAGAAUUCGGAGCAGAAGAAGAAUCCGAUGAUGAAUACGAAUAUUUUCCACAAAACUCACGUAACAACCGCAAUCCACGACGCAUUUCCACAGAUUCAAAUUAUCGUUAUAUUUCAUCUUCUCCCAAAGGAACCAUUGCUUUGUCUAGUAUUAAAAAGAGCCAAUCCAGCUUUAUUACUCCAUUAAACCUUAUAUUAGAUCUCGAUAAUACAUUAAUAUAUACUUCAGUUGAAGCAAAUUCAUCUUACGAUUUCACAGUCACAAUUCCAGAUGAUUCUGGUUCCAUGGUUACCCUCUAUAUUACCAAAAGACCACAUUUAGAUGCGUUUUUGGCCAAAAUCUCAAACAUUACUCAGCCAUACAUAUUUACUUCCAGCUCUGAAGAGUAUGCUGAUCAGAUAAUUUCUUUCCUUGAUCCACUUGGUAAGAUUUUUGUUCACAAAUUCUUCAGAGAUUCAUGCAGGCUCGUUAAGCCAAACGUAUACGUCAAGGACAUUUCAACUGUCGGGACAUGCGUUGAGCGCACAAUCUUGGUCGAUGACAACAUCGAGGCUUUCGGCGGCCACCUCGAAAAUGCGGUUAGGAUCCCACCUUUCUUAGGAGACCCACAUGAUAGGGAACUUGAUACCCUCUCAUCAAUUGUCGAGCGCCUUCGCACUUUUGACGACGUUCGUCCACUUUUGAUGAAAAUUAACUCUCGUUAA